Messenger RNA from Acanthosepion pharaonis, 573 nucleotides. The record is from the annotation of a GenBank genome assembly. Lineage: Eukaryota; Metazoa; Mollusca; Cephalopoda; Sepiida; Sepiidae.
AUGACAGCACUUCGACAGCUUCUUCUCCUUCGUGUCGUCAUUCAAUGCCGCCCAUCAUCUAAAGUCAUGGCGUCUGGAGUUUGUCGCGAGACAAGCGAACACGGCGUCACGCCCAAACACAUCACACUGAUUUCUCGCCAUGAUCUUUACCGUUCAUACCGCAUUCAACCACCCCCCACCUCGACCACGCCCGGUCAUUAUCUUCACUCCUUCUUUUGCAUCCUUCAUUGCGAAGAAACACCUGAUACCCUACUCAUACCUGAGCGUAACCAUUUCAUCUCUCUCGCUUUGUUUCUCUCCGUAUCUAUCUAUCUAUCUAUCUAUCUAUCUAUCUAUCUAUCUCUGAUGAUUAUCUAUCUAUCUAUCUCGCUACGUUUUUAUCUAUCUCAAUUUGUUCGCAUAUCAAGUCUAUCUAUCUAUCUAUCUAUCUAUCUAUCUAUCUAUCUAUCUAUCUAUUAUAUACCGUACCUAAGAACACGAAUGGUUGCAACACUUUCUAUCUAUCUAACUAUCUAUCUAUCUAUCUACAAGACUGUUUUUUCUGUGUAUCUGUUAAUUUAUUUCUAUCUAUAA